Molecule: messenger RNA, 457 nt
Organism: Tupaia belangeri chinensis (Chinese tree shrew)
Lineage: Eukaryota; Metazoa; Chordata; Mammalia; Scandentia; Tupaiidae
Product: dedicator of cytokinesis protein 6-like
Exons: 2
Biological process (GO): positive regulation of GTPase activity; small GTPase-mediated signal transduction
Cellular component (GO): cytosol
Molecular function (GO): guanyl-nucleotide exchange factor activity
Source: RefSeq, a predicted model, not a curated record
CCACCAUGCCACCUGUUGGCCCCUCAUGUCUGGUUCUUGACACCAACAAUGUGACUUCUGUUACCACGCUGACUGCUGUAGCCGUGACGUCUGACCCUUGAUCAGGAUGUCCUGCUAUUCCCAAAUUCUAUCCUCCACUCUCUGCAGAGCUCCACCUUCUCCAGCCAGGCCCCGGACCCCAAGGUGACCAGUAUGUUCGAGCUGAGCGGGCCGUUCCGACAGCAGCACUUCCUGGCUGGGCUCCUGCUGACGGAGCUGGCGCUGGCCCUCGAACCUGAGGCCGAGGGGGCAUCUCUGUUGCACAAGAAAGCCAUCAGUGCUGUGCACAGUCUCCUCUGCGGCCACGACACCGACCACCGCUACGCUGAGGCCACCGUCAAGGCCCGUGUGGCUGAGCUGUACCUGCCACUGCUCUCACUCGCACGAGACACGCUGCCACGGCUCCAUGACUUUUCUG